Copidosoma floridanum is the source of this 1389-nucleotide messenger RNA. RefSeq lists its product as uncharacterized. The record is from RefSeq and is a predicted model, not a curated record. Lineage: Eukaryota; Metazoa; Arthropoda; Insecta; Hymenoptera; Encyrtidae.
AUGACUACUCCUGCUAAUCCUACAGAAAAUUUAAUAUCUGAAUCUUCUUCGAGUUCACCAACAGAUACUUUACUCAUCCUUCCAGAUCCACCGAAACAACCAUUCUUGGAGGUGCAAGAGGAUCAAUUCAUCAUGAUCACUGAACUUGCUGUAUGGAUAAUUAACAAUCACCUACGAGAUCAUUUAGCUAUUCAUGGCAUUGAACAAAAUAUUAGUACGGAUUUUCCUCUGAGUAAGAGAACGUAUGAAGAUAAUACAGUUCGUUAUUUAUCUAAAUCUUGGAUCGAGCACGUCCAUGUAAAUGCUUUGAGUUUGAAGAAAAGAGAAAGUAUUUGUGGUCGCAUCGAUAAAAAACUUACAACUCAACUCGACGAAGAGAUUUCUUACUGGAAGAACGUAUUAAAAUGUGUAGUAGCUACUAUUAUAGCACUUGUGUCAAGGGGUCUUCCUUUUAGAGGAGACAAUGAAAAAUUCGGAUCGGUGCAUAAUGGCAAUUACCUAAUGUCCUUUGAACUUAUAGCAGAAUUUGAUCCAUUUUUAGCUGAUCAUAUUUCGAGAUGUGGCAAUCCAGGCAGUGGUCAUAUAAGUUAUCUCUCCUCUACGAUUUGCGAAGAAUUCAUACAAUUAAUGGCAAAACAAAUAACAAAUGUUAUCGUUGAAGAAAAACAGGCAGCAAAAUAUUUUCCAAUUAUUGUAGAUUCUACGCCUGAUUUAUCUCAUGUCGAUCAAUUAACAAUAAUUAUUCGUUAUGUACAAGAUGACGGCUCGCCUAUUGAGCGCUUUCUUGAAUUCAUUCCUAAUGUAGGUCAUACCGCAAAGACAAUUUCUGACGCUGUUAUUGAAUCAUUGGAAAAAUUUGGGAUUGACAUUAAGAAUUGCCGUGGGCAGUCUUACGAUGAUGCCUCAAAGAGGGCUCUAGGCAUUUCAGAUGUCCUAGAGUAUGAAAAAGAUACAAGACGAGAGAAAAAGAAAAAGAGAAAAGCCGAUGAAUCUGUAAGAGAAAAAGUUAAAUUAACCGGACGAGAAGACUUACGAAUCAGUACUUUUCUCGUCAUCAUUGAUAAUCUUCUAAUUGAUAUUCGUCAAAAAGCGAACGAAUUACAAAAGAUAUUUCCUGAUGAUCUCGAAGAAACAUUUUCCUAUGAAUGUGUACAUUUCGGUGCUCACUGCUCUUUGAGUUCUAAAAAAUUACAGACAACAACACAAUUAUUGAAGUUGAUUCGCAACGAAGAUUUGCAGAGUAUAUACCCAAACGUCGAUCCAAACGUCGAUGUAGCUCUUUGCAUGAAGGUCAGACUAAAUGCUCUCGCUGUACUUAUCAUAGAAUCACAACAACUAAGAUCUCUGGACUACGAGGAUGUGAUAGUCAUUUGCCAAAAAAAAAGCUAG